CAGUGUAAGACACUUUCCUGGUGGUGGUGUAGCUGGUUCGUGCUGUCGAAUCCCAGUUUCCCAUAUGGAGCUGCUCCGUGGCUAAAUUUCGCCAUCGACCUACCGGCCAGUGACCAAGUGCAAAGUCUGAGAACUACAAGGACACCCAGGCCUCAGGAUACGUUAGCAGUGGAGCUGUGUUCUCAACCUUAACUUAAGAGCAAUCGCAAAGCAACCACCAUGUCACGGUUUCGGAAGCAGCUUGUGCUAGUGUUUUCCUUAGCAGCACUGGGAUUGGCCAACGCUGACUACCAGGGCAAUAUGUUCCUAAACGGUCAGUACCAGAAUGGUGUGAAGGAGCAUAGGGAGACGCAUCACUCCGUCAACCCCACGACGAACGUCUUCCUCAAUCACGCCAUCAUCAGUCGGCAAGCCUCUCCCUUCCAGGGGCCUACGUACCUGCCGCCAAAGGAAUAUUUGAAGUGCGCUCCCAGCCAGCAGUGUGUGCGUCAAAGUCUGUGCGUGAAUGGGUUCUUCAGCCAGCAGCUGCCCAGGAUCCAGAACUGCGAGCCGGAAACCAACAUAUGCUGCACCUAUCGCGCACCAGAGACCACAACGUCAACGACCUCCACGCCUGUGCCGUAUGUAUCCUGUCCACUUGACUCGGACUGUGUGGCCCCCGAGGAUUGCCGCCGCGGCGAAAUCAGUGCAAUCAAUUACGUAAAAAAGCAAGGGUCGAACCGUUGCUACGCACCUGAGGAAUGUUGCCGCAUGCCCUCUACCACGUUAACCGAAGACGGGUACAUCUUUAAUCUGCCGGAAAAGAAUUUCCCCCUGCCGACGAACCCUACCGUGCCCGCCCUUCGCACCACCCAAGCGUCAUACCGUCCACUGCCCUCAACUUCGCGACCCACCAACGAGUAUCUGCCGCCUCAGACAACCCGGCGACCCAUUUACCAAGCGCCCCAAACUACCCGGCGUGCAGUCCCCCAGUCUGCCCCAACGACUCCCCGCGUCGUAACACCGCCUCCCCAGACCCAACCCGCCUAUCGUCCCCAGCAGACUCCGCAGCCGCAGCGUCCCAGCACCACCCGCCAACCUACCAACGAAUAUCUGCCUCCAGUGUCGGUCAACGAGAUUCCGCGCUAUGAAUCCGAUCGCGUGCCGCAGCCCUCUAACGAGAAGCCAGUGUACCGCGGAGAGGACCAGCUAUCGCCUCAAAUCUUUCCCACCCCCCAGCCAGUCAACGUGCCCAAACACUAUGCCAAGUGUGCCUCCGCACUGGUUUGUACUUGAAAUUACUGCAACGCCAUCGGAGUACUCUCUGAGACCCCCGUCGAACUGUCUUCUAUGGAAGCCGCCUUUCGCGUGCCGCUUACCGAAUGCCUUCAGGCCAAGAAUGGUGCGCCUGGAAAGUGCUGCCGCGACCCCAACUACGUGGACCCGUGGCCUGUUAACCUAGCCGGAGUGUGCGCCACUAGAAACAAGCGCACCAAGCCAACUGGAGUCAAGGAUCUAGACGCAAACUUUGCUGAGAUUCCCUGGCAGGCCAUGAUCCUGCGCGAGUCGAGUAAAACGCUUCUCUGCGGCGGCGCAAUCAUUGGCGAUGAGUUUGUCUUAACCUCUGCUAGCUGCAUUAAUGGCCUACCAGUUAACGACAUCCGCAUCAAGGCCGGCGAGUGGGAGCUGGGCAGCACCAACGAACCCCUACCCUUUCAACUGACCGGCGCCAAGACUAUCGACGUUCAUCCCUCGUAUGAUCCGACAACCAAUGCCAAUGACCUGGCUAUCAUCCGCUUGGAGAAGCGUCUGGAGUUCGCCACUCACAUACAACCCAUCUGCAUUAGUGACGAAGACCCCAAACCAUCGGAGCAGUGCUCUACAUCCGGCUGGGGCAAGCAGGCUUUAUCAAUCCAUGAAGAAGGCGCCAUCAUGCACGUUACAGAGACAUCGGCCCAGGGGCGCAGCGAGUGUAAUGCAGACGGCAGCAGCGUGUGCAGUGCCACCAAGUUCGACGCUUGCCAGUUUGACGUGGGCAGUGCGCUCGCUUGCGGUAGCGGCUCUAACGUCCGCCUAAAGGGAAUUUUCGCUGGCGAAAACUCCUGCGGCGAGGGCCAGACCGUGCGCUUUGCCAAGCCCGAUAUUAAAUGGAUAAACACGGCGUUCGCUGACAGAAACAAACCUUUACUAUUGAAGCGUUUUUAAGCUAGCCCGGACACCGAUGGAGGGAAAGAUUCGAACGACAAAUUGUCAGUUUUAAGAGAGUGUAAAUUGGUUGAACGUGGAACUAUCAAUAUUUAUUCCAACACCUCAAAUCAGGUAGCUAUGUCACAGUCAGUUUGAGGCAGUUCUUAUAUUUGAAUGUAACACAUAUAGAUAUAAUGAAUUCGGCUGAAAAUGUAAAAUACUUGAUUAUAUAGUAAGCUUUAGGGUC
Molecule: messenger RNA, 2413 nt
Organism: Drosophila serrata
Lineage: Eukaryota; Metazoa; Arthropoda; Insecta; Diptera; Drosophilidae
Gene: scaf
Product: inactive serine protease scarface
Biological process (GO): proteolysis
Molecular function (GO): serine-type endopeptidase activity
Source: RefSeq, a predicted model, not a curated record